Messenger RNA from Zeugodacus cucurbitae (melon fly), 1170 nucleotides. RefSeq lists its product as uncharacterized. Bases 219 to 650 code for a protein of 143 amino acids. NCBI's taxonomy places the organism in Eukaryota, Metazoa, Arthropoda, Insecta, Diptera, Tephritidae. The record is from RefSeq and is a predicted model, not a curated record. The transcript has 2 exons.
GACAUAAAAUUCUUUGGAAAAAGUAAAAUUAAAAUGAAAAUCAUAUGCUGUCAUUCAUCAUUUAAUGGCAUUCUUGUUGAACUUUUCUUGAGUACAGUCGUGUGUUUUGGUUUAUUUAAAAUGAAUGUAGAACAAUUAAUAAGUGAAGUUUUUUCUCGGCCGGCUUUGUGGGAUCAGAAAAAUAAAUGUUAUCAUAACCGUGUUUUAGUGGAAAAGCUAUGGAUGUCCGUUGCUUCAGAAAUGAAAAUACCAAAGGAAGACUUAAAAAAAAAUGGAAGUAUUUACGCGAUCAAUUUCGAUGUGAAGUACGCAAAAUUCCAACUCCAAAAUCGGGGGAUGCCGCAUCACAAAUUACUUCGAGUUGGCCUUAUUUCAAUUUUCUACUGUUUUUAAAGGACCAAAUGAAAUUCAGAAAUUUAAGUGGUAAUUUAAAAGCGUCAAGUGUAAAAGCUACCCAAGAAGAGGUUGUAUAUGAAGAAGAAAUUGAAGAUAUUCUCAACACUUCACAAGUCGAAGAAACAAGAGAUCUGUACGACAAUGACGAGUUCAGCUGUGAAGUUCCAUCGAAAAAAAAAAUACCUCUAACAGCACUGCCCAAUUGUUGGAAAUUGAAAAAAGAAAAUUGGCACUGCUGGAAAAUAAAAAAAUGAAAAAAAAAAGACUGUAUUGGAUGAAGAUGAAGCAUUUUUCGUAACUCUUUUGCCGCAUAUUCGGAAGUUGGACCCAGAGAAUAAAUUUCUGUGUCGAAUGGAAAUGCAAAAUGUACUUUAUAAAUAUAUGCAAAAGUUAAAAAUAUGCCCACACUGUCCAAUGAAACUUCAAGAUACGCGCCUUUGUCUUCACCAACCAGCGUUUCUUCUGAAAGCUACCAGAUAAAUUCUUUAGACCUUAGCACAACUCCUUGUUUUCAACCGAUCUCAUUUACCACAGUUGAAGGUACAAAUAUACCAUCAACUUCAUCAUCAUUGGUUCCAGACCAAAAUACAAUGGAAACUGUAAUUUAUUCAUCUUUAAAUUCCUCUUAAUUAAUUUAUAUUAUUUAUUUUUAAUUUUUUUUUUAAUUUUUCUUUUUAUUUAUAAAAAAAUGUAUUCAUGAAUUUAAUACGAUAUAAAAUGAAUUUAAUACAAUAAAUACAAAUAUAUAAAACAUAAAAAAUUUCUUACCUGAGA